AUGGGACAAUCACAGAGCACAGAGAACUCGGAAAUAGCUCUCUCCCAGAUUCAGGCGAUGUACAAGAAGUUUGCGAGUGAGUGUCCAAGUGGAACCUUGCAUCUGCAUGAAUUUAAACGAAUCUUCGGGUUCACCUGUGACUCAUCCGUCGAAGAACUGGCCUACAUGGAAAAUUUGUUUCGAUCAUUCGAUACUAAUCAUGACAACAUCAUGGAUUUCAUGGAGUAUGUGGCUGCACUGCAUCUGGUCCUUCGAGGUAAGCUUGAGGAGAAACUGAAGUGGUCUUUCAAAGUUUACGACAAGGAUGGAAAUGGACGACUGGACAGACAGGAGGUGACACACUUAAUUAAGAUAAUCUACAAAUUGAGAAGGUAUGAGAACCUUUCAGACUCUGAAGAACUCAAUCCAGAUCAGAUAAGUGACAGGAUCUUUGAGCUUGUGGAUCUAAAUCAUGAUGAUCAGAUUUCAUUGGAGGAGUUUAUGGAGAGUGCUCAGAAAGACACAUGGGUGAUGGAGCAACUUCGGCUCGACCUACAGCCCGCUCGCUGGUUCAGCAAACACCAGAAUAAAAAUUCAUGA
Neoarius graeffei (lesser salmon catfish) is the source of this 579-nucleotide messenger RNA. It is a transcript of the gene guca1g, whose product is annotated as guanylate cyclase activator 1g. Bases 1 to 579 code for a protein of 192 amino acids. The record is from RefSeq and is a predicted model, not a curated record. Lineage: Eukaryota; Metazoa; Chordata; Actinopteri; Siluriformes; Ariidae. Gene Ontology annotation, cellular component: cone photoreceptor outer segment; photoreceptor inner segment. Gene Ontology annotation, biological process: visual perception. Gene Ontology annotation, molecular function: calcium ion binding; calcium sensitive guanylate cyclase activator activity. The transcript has 4 exons.